UACAGUUCUACUAUAGGUCUACUUCCCGUGAGUUGCGAAGGCUUGACAGUGUUUCUCGAUCACCCAUCUAUUCCUCAUUUACAGAAACGCUGGAUGGUUCAUCGACUAUAAGGGCAUUAAAGUCAGAGGAUUUUUUCAUGGCCAAAUUCUCUAAGCAUGUGGCUUUAUACCAGAAAACAUCCUACUCUGAGAUAACUGCUAGUCUGUGGCUUUCUUUGCGCCUCCAAUUGCUGGCAGCAUUUAUUAUUUCUUUCAUCGCCCUAAUGGCAGUGAUUGGCAACUUUGGUGAUUUCCCUUUUAAGCUUGGGACGCCUGGACUGGUUGGGUUGGCUCUUUCUUAUGCUUCUCCUAUCGUAUCCUUACUAAGUAGCUUUCUUACAAGCUUCACGGAGACCGAGAAAGAAAUGGUUUCUGUUGAGAGGGUGCUUCAGUACAUUGAUAUUCCUCAAGAAGAACAAUGUGGAUCAGUAUCUCCUCACCUAGAUUGGCCAUCCCAUGGGCAGAUUGAAUUUGAACAUGUUACACUAAGAUAUAAGCCCUCACUACCAGCAGCUUUAAAUAAUCUGUCAUUUAAAAUCAAUGCUGGCAUGCAGGUUGGAGUUGUUGGAAGAACAGGAGCUGGGAAAUCAAGCAUGAUAAAUGCCCUUUUUCGUCUAACUCCCAUUUGUAAUGGGCGCAUACUCAUAGACAACCUAAAUGUGGCUGAGGUUGCUGUGAGAGAACUUCGUCAAAGUUUUGCAGUAGUUCCACAAAGCCCAUUCCUUUUUGAGGGAUCAUUAAGGGAUAACCUGGACCCGUCGGGUGGGACGAGUGAGGAAAAAAUUUGGGAAAUUCUUGAGAAAGUUCAUAUAAGAACUUUAAUUGAAUCUGCUGGGGGCCUUGAUAUUCAGGUGAAAGAAAGCUCAGUUACCUUUUCUAUUGGCCAGUGUCAGCUUAUAUGCCUUGCCCGUGCCCUUUUGAAAUCUUCCAAGGUGAAACUGGUCAAUUAAUCUACAUUGAACUAAUUGUUCUCAUUAUCAACUUGUAUGCUCAGCUAAUAUUCUUCAUCAUGCUUUUUUCCGUUCUAUUAUAACAUCUAUAAUGGAUACAAUGUGAGAAUGGAUGCAUUUAAUAUGCUAGCAAAUUUAUUUAGAGCUCA
This is a messenger RNA of Dendrobium catenatum, 1138 nucleotides long. RefSeq names its product ABC transporter C family member 13-like. Gene Ontology annotation, cellular component: membrane. Gene Ontology annotation, molecular function: ATPase-coupled transmembrane transporter activity; ATP binding; ATP hydrolysis activity. The coding region runs from base 138 to 989 and encodes 283 amino acids. The record is from RefSeq and is a predicted model, not a curated record. The transcript has 7 exons. Gene Ontology annotation, biological process: transmembrane transport. NCBI's taxonomy places the organism in Eukaryota, Viridiplantae, Streptophyta, Magnoliopsida, Asparagales, Orchidaceae.